Molecule: messenger RNA, 2738 nt
Organism: Paramecium primaurelia
Lineage: Eukaryota; Ciliophora; Oligohymenophorea; Peniculida; Parameciidae
Source: the annotation of a GenBank genome assembly
AUGAAUGUUAAUUAGCAUGUUUAACAGAGUGUUAGAAAUGAAUUAAUGGAAUAUGUCAUGAUAAUUGUAUAAAUGGAGAAAUUAAAAUUGAUGGGAUUUGCUAUUCAAUUUGUGGUGAUUGAAUAAAAUAAUAAAAAGAAUAAUUUGAUGAUGGAAAUAAUAUAUAAUUUGAUGAAUACUUUAAUUGUGNUACAGGAUCAAAUAUAUGUGCUGAUACUGGUUCAGACUAUAGUUCUUCAUAAUAUAAUGAUUUCCCUCUACAUACAUUAAAUUCAAUCAUUGUAGAAUUCUACUCAGAUUGUUCAACCACUGUAUUUGUUAUUUUAAAAUCUUAAGAACUUUUGGGGACUUACUAAUUUCUCUAUAACUUUAUAUGAAUGUUACUUAGGAUGCCAGUUUUGUUUAGAUUCUACAACUGAUUGUAUCAUGUGGAUAUUAUGGCAAUCAUUUUUUCAACUACAGAACCUUGAUGAUGGUCUUGAAGGUUGGAUUAAGAAUAAGUUUCCCACUUUUACAUUAUAGACCAAUGAUUGUAAGUAUGUAAAGUAAUUAGAGUUUAACUUAAAAUGCUUGUCUUAAAUCAAUGGGAUUCUGCAAUAACUUAUCUUACACUACCAGAUCAUCUUUCCUUAAUAAUACAAUUUAGAAUUGAAUAUCUUUCAACUAUGCCCAUAACAGUUAGAGUUUACAUCAAUGAUGAAUGGAAAUAUGGACUUAUAAGUGAGAAAAAGUAGGUUGAUUAUAGAACAUGGGUAAUUGAUGAUACUAAAAAUCAAAUUAAAUUAUAAAUAUAUAGCGUAGAUGGUACAGUGGGCAUUCGUGAAUUAUCAGUCAUUCUUCGAGGGCCAAUAAACUUAAUUUAAUGUAUUGAUGAUAAUUUAGUACCAUUUGAUGGUUGUUUUGCUAAGUAAGAAUCAUGUUUGGAAGGGUGUACAUUUUGUGUAAAAGGAGAAUGUUUGAUGUGUGAUACUAGAUGGGAUUAUAAUAGUUUAAAUAAAAAUUGUGAACCAUCUUGCGGAGAUAAAAUAAUAACAGGAAAUGAGUCAUGUGAUGAUGGCAAUGACAUCCCUUAUGAUGGAUGUCAUGAGUGUCAGUUUUCAUGUCCUAAGAAUUGUCAAAAUUGUAAAUUUGGUUAAUGUUAGACAUGCGACUUAGGAUAUCAUUAUUCUAAUGGAAUAUGUAAUCGAAAUUAUGAUAAUUUACCAUAAGAUUAAAUUUAAGUUGAUUAUAAUUAAUUUUCAUAUUUUAUAGAGGAAACUGAAAUUGUCAUUUGUGGAGAUGGUAAAGUUCAAGAGGAUGAAUAAUGUGAUGAUGGAAAUAACAUUCCUAAUGAUGGAUGUUAUAAUUGUAAUUUCUAAUGUAUAUUAAAUUGUUAAGAAUGUAAUUUUGGAGUUUGUUAAUAAUGUAGUCCAACAUAUGAAUUAAUAAAUGGUAAAUGUUUGGAAUUUCAAACAUAAUUUAGAUUUAUAAGUUGUAUUAGAUCAGAUAUAAAUGAAAAUCAGAUUUCUGAUGUUACUUAUUGUGAUGAUUAUGACAUUACAUAUAAUCUUGAAAUAUCUGGAAUUAAAUAGUAAAAUAUAGUAUUUUAAUGUCCCUAAUAUUGUGAAAUUUGUGAAUACGGAAAAUGUAAAAAAUGUUUGGUUGAUUAUUUUCUAUUAAAUAAUUUAUGUAUUACUUAAAUUACAAAAGGAGCACUUUUAUUUAAAGAUGAACUACAAUUGAGUCUAAUUGAAAUUGGAUGCUAUAAAUGUAAUGAUAGUUGUCAAAUUUAAUGUCUUUAAUGUUAGAAUUCAUAUUGCUUUUCUUGUAUUUAAGGAUGGUAACUUAUUAAUGGAAUAUGUCAAUAAAUUUGCGGAGAUAAUUAAGUAGCUAUUUUAUCUAAAGAAGAAUGUGAUUCAAAUUUAAAUGAUUGUAUAAAUUGUAAAUUUGUUUGUCCAGAAAAUUGUUAAAUUUGUAUAAAUUCAAAAGAAUGUCUUAUUUGUGAGUAACCUUAUGUUGAAAUUAAUAAUGAAUGUUAAUUAGCAUGUUUAACAGAGUGUUAGAAAUGUAUUAAUGGAAUAUGUCAUGAUAAUUGUAUAAAUGGAGAAAUUAAUAUUGAUGGUAUUUGCUAUUCAAUUUGUGGUGAUGGAAUAAAAUAAUAAAAAGAAUAAUGUGAUGAUGGAAAUAAUAUAUAAUUUGAUGGAUGUUUUAAUUGUGAAUAUUCUUGUCCUAAAUAUUGUUUAAAUUGUGAAGAAGGAAUCUGUUUAGAGUGUUAAUAAUAUUUUUAAUUGAUUUAAAAUACUUGUUAUAAUGGUUGUGGAAGUGGAAUAAAAUCUUAUGAAGAAUAAUGUGAUGAUUAAAAUAUUAAUAAUGUAGAUGGUUGUUCUUCUAAUUGUAAAAUUGAAAUUGAUUAUAAGUGUUAAGACAAAACUAAUAGUUACACUGAAUGUUAAAACUUUGAAUCUCCUUAUAUGAAAGUCUAAUUCUUAAAUUAAACAUAUAAUAAAUAUUAUAUUUAUGUUUCAUUCUCAUAAUCAAUUUAUUUUAGGGAUAAUUAUGAUUUACAAUCUCUUUUUGAAUUUAGUGUUAAUGAAGCAAGUUCAGAAGAUUUUGCAACAAAAUUGGAAUCCAAUUACAAGCCAGUUAUUAAUUAAAUUUUAAACUUUUAAUUUUAAAAAGAUAUAGAAUUCUUUUUAACAACCAAAUAGUCUAAUAAGUUUAUAAAUAUCUCUGCUGAAUAAGGUAUUUAAUUAAUAUGA